AUGAUCGAUAUUCAAACUGGGCAUCAAUCGCCAGCGGAGCUGGGCUUAGUGCUCUGUACCUGCUCUGAAUGUAUCAAAGCGAAGCACACCGAUUCUUCAGGUAACGAAGUCUCCGGCUUAUGGAUUAAUCGAGGAACUGAAAGGAACCAUAGAAGAAGAAUGUCCACCAAACCUGAAAACACACCACUGCUCGAGGCGCUAGCCAACGACUUUCAUGCCAAGGCAAGCAUCAACGACGCCGAACCAGAAGAUUCUGCUUCUGAUUCGGAUUCUGAUCAUAUCGCUGGCCCUGAGGAUCCGAAUGUAUUCAAAUUAGUCUGUCAGUAG
Molecule: messenger RNA, 327 nt
Organism: Melampsora larici-populina 98AG31
Lineage: Eukaryota; Fungi; Basidiomycota; Pucciniomycetes; Pucciniales; Melampsoraceae
Exons: 1
Coding region: 1-327 (108 amino acids)
Source: RefSeq, a predicted model, not a curated record